This is a messenger RNA of Sphaeramia orbicularis (orbiculate cardinalfish), 3352 nucleotides long. RefSeq lists its product as uncharacterized. Lineage: Eukaryota; Metazoa; Chordata; Actinopteri; Kurtiformes; Apogonidae. The coding region runs from base 221 to 2836 and encodes 871 amino acids. Gene Ontology annotation, biological process: immune response; positive regulation of T cell proliferation; cellular response to lipopolysaccharide. The transcript has 10 exons. The record is from RefSeq and is a predicted model, not a curated record. Gene Ontology annotation, cellular component: external side of plasma membrane.
GGGGGACUCUGCAGCUCAGGAUAUCUGUGAGUAUCUGAGUGAUGGUGUUCCACAAAGCCUGUACUGGAGUGCAUUCCCAAAGUGCAUGUAGAAGGUGCUUCGGUGGAAACAGUCCACAGUGGAGCUCAGUGGAAGCAGUGAAGUGACACCUGUGUGCUUCUGAAGCCUGAUUCAGUUCGGUCAGGACAUUCAACUACAACUCUGGACUUUGUGCAGGAAGAUGAAAGUGUUGGUGGUGGUUGUGAUCCUCAUCCACAUUUCCCAGCAUGCAUUGGCAGUAGUGGUGCAGGCGUAUGAGGGGAUGGAGUCGGUCCUGCUGCCCUACCAGAUUUCUGACUUGUUACCGGAGGAUCCUUCAGUGGUUUGGAGACGCUCGGGUCUCAACCAAACAGUUUUUCACCUGCUUAAAUAUGAAAAUGGCAAUCUGAAAGAGGAAUACAGUUACAAGGAGCGCACAACCAUGAAGACCAAUGCUCUGAAAUCUGGAGACUUCAGCCUCACUCUGAAGAAACCACAACUGUCUGACAGCAGCAACUACACCUGCAGCCUCCGAUGGGAAACCAAGUGGGAGGGGCCUAAAGAAUGGAGACUGACACGAGUACAGCUGCAGGUCAAAGAUGACGAUAAGGAGGAGGUGGAGGUCCAGCGGGGGGCGGAGUCUACCCAGCUGCCUUGUGAAGCCUCAGCCGAUCUGCCUGAAGACACCACAGUGGAGUGGACUCACUAUGAUCCACAACUGAUGGUGGUCCAUGUGUCCCGGAAUAAAACUGAUGACUUUCAAACACAAGACAGGUUUUACUGUGGCCGCACAGAGAUGAAUGAAGACAUGAGUCUGACUCUGAAAUACCCCAGAGACAGGGAUGGAGGCAUGUAUAUCUGCACUGUCUACAGGGAAGGAGACGUCCUGAGGUCUAAAGUCCUGCUCCAGGUGGUCGAAGAGGGUCUUCCAACCUGGGCCACAGCUCUCCUUGUUGUCUUUGCCAUUCUUCUUAUAAUCCUUCUAGGACUUUUAUUUAUUUUUCGAUGGUAUUUUCUGCCAGUCCAACAGGUGAAGGUGGAUUCAGGGGAGGAGUCUGUCCUGGUGCCAUGUAAAACUAUAGCUCACCAGACGAAGAACUUAAGACAUAUCAGUGUUAUGUGGAGGGAAUUAUACAAUAAUAAGCUCAUUGUGCAUAAGUACGGCUCUGGCCAACCUGAUGAACAGGACCCGAUUUACACAAACAGAACAGAGAUGAAGAAACACUGGCUGAGAACUGGAGACUUCAGUGUAACCCUGAAACACCCAACAGACUUUGACACCAAUGGCUACGUAUGCAUCGUCUACAACAAAAACAAGGUCCUGAGGAAGAAACAAGUGGUGCUGGAGGUCAAAGUACAACAGGUGGAGGUGAAUUCAGGGGAGAAGUCUGUCGUGCUGCCCUGGAAAACCACAUUUCAGCUGAUGGAGGAUUUCAGUCAGGUCACAGUGGAGUGGACAGACGAUAGUGACAGGAAGGUCCACGUGUAUGAGGACGGCUCUGACCGAACUAAUGAACAGGACGAUAAAUACAGAAACAGAACAGAGAUGAAUGAAGACCCACUGAGAACAGAAGACCUCAGUCUGACCCUGAAACACCCUAUAGACCUGGACACCCACACCUACACCUGCACCGUCUACAACAGAGACGAGCAGAUCCUGAGGAGGAAACAAGUGGAUCUGAAGGUCAAAGUCCAACAGGUGGAGGUAGUUUCAGGGGAGAAGUCUGUCCUGCUGCCCUGGAAAACCACAUUACAUAUAGAGGACGUCAGUCAGGUCACAGUGGAGUGGACAGAUGAGGGUGACAGGAAGGUCCACAUGUACCAGUACAGCUCUGACCGAACUAAUGAACAGGACAAUGAAUACAGAAACAGAACAGAGAUGAAAGAAGACCCACUGAGAACUGGAGACCUCAGUCUGACCCUGAAACACCCCACAAACAAGGACACCCACACCUACACCUGCACCAUCUACAACAGAGACGAGCAGAUCCUGAGGAGGAAACAAGUGGAUCUGAAGGUCAAAGUCCAACAGGUGGAGGUAGUUUCAGGGGAGAAGUCUGUCCUGCUGCCCUGGAAAACCACAUUACAUAUAGAGGACGUCAGUCAGGUCACAGUGGAGUGGACGGACUAUUGGGACAGGAAGGUCCACGUGUAUGAGGACGUCUCUGACAGAAGUAAUGAACAGCACAACAGAUACAAAAAGAGAACAGAGAUGAAAGAAGACCCACUGAGAACUGGAGACCUCAGUCUGACCCUGAAACACCCCACAAACCUGGACACCUACACCUACACCUGCACCAUCUACAACAGAGACGAGCAGAUCCUGAGGAGGAAACAAGUGCGUCUGAGGGUCAAAGUUCAAGAGAUGGAGGUGAAGGAGGGGGCAAGGUCGGCCCUGCUGCCCUUCAGCACGACCCCUGACCUGCCUCAGGACACCCGAGUGGAGUGGAGGUACUAUACUAAUGACUGGGAAUACAUCCAUGUCCAUGUGUAUGAGAAGAAGUCAGCUCAACUUGGUCAGCAGGACGAUAGAUACAAAAACAGAACAAAGAUGAAAGCAGACCCAUGGACGACUGGAGACUUCAGUCUGACCCUGAAUGACCUCCAACAUGACGACUUUGGAAGAUAUAAAUGUAAAGUCAUCAGAGAUGGAGUCACCCUGAGAGGGAAAGUAGUGGUGCUGAAGGUCAAAGGUCAGCGUUCAGAUGCAGGUCAGAGGUCAUGUGUGUCUCUGUCCUGUGUCUCCUCUGCAGACAAAUAUCAGAUCCCAUAUCAAUUUCCUCCAAUAAGAUCAGAUGCUCCAGAGAUGUUUGAUUGAUCUGUCGUGAAUGUGUUUCUAUUUAUCAAGAACUGAGGCUUGAUCUUAUUCCUCUUAAAUAUAUGAAACAGGUAAAUACAAUAGAAAUAUACAUACUUCAAACCACUCAAACUAUGCUUUUAGACUCUUCAUUAUUGUAUUUCUAGUGUUUGUUGCUCUGUGAUGACACAUUUUUCACAGCAGUAGUCUGUCCUCCAAACCAAAGAAAAUCCAAACAAUCAAAUCAAAACCACUGCAGCAAAAUCAGACAAAUGAACACUGUCAAAGAGGAUGGAUUUUACAACAGGAUGAUGAUCUGAAACAUAUCUGUGAAUCCACCUCAGAGACUCCAGCUGAAGGUUUGGGAACAGACCUCACAGUCCCAGACUUGAACAUCAUUGAAAAUCUGUGGGUAGAUGUUAAGAGCUACACUACCGAUCAAAAGUUUUAGAACACCCCAAUUUUUCCAGUUUUGUAUUGAAAUUCCAGCAGUUCCAGUCCAAUGAACAGCUUGAAAUGGUACAAAGGUAAGCGGUG